Molecule: messenger RNA, 2749 nt
Organism: Momordica charantia (bitter melon)
Lineage: Eukaryota; Viridiplantae; Streptophyta; Magnoliopsida; Cucurbitales; Cucurbitaceae
Gene: GALT1
Product: galactosyltransferase1
Cellular component (GO): Golgi membrane
Molecular function (GO): carbohydrate binding; UDP-galactose:N-glycan beta-1,3-galactosyltransferase activity
Source: RefSeq, a predicted model, not a curated record
UUUUUCUUUUUUACUUUUUUUUUUUUAAUUUUAAUUUUUCUAUGCUUUGACGUCGACUCCAAGCUUGAAACGACAGCGAUCUAUUACUCACUGCAACUUCCCCUUCUCUCUCCUUCUUCGUCUUCUUCUUCUCUUCUUUCUUCUUCCUCCACCGCCUUUAACUUCCUAAAUUUCUUGCCGCGUCGGCUUUAUUUUCUCGGCAUUUUUUCCGGCGGGAGUUUCUGUUCACAUUCUCAAACUAAAUUUGGUCUCUCUUUUUUCUUCGCCUUGCCUCAGCAUGUUCUUCUCCGACGGACUGUUGAGGUCGGAGUACUGGUUCUUGUUCUGCGGAACGGCUACACAAUGUCUUUGGAUCUCGCCGUGAUUCCGGUCGCCGGAAGUCUAUUUGCGAGAUAUAUAUGUUCUUCAUGAUCGAAUCUUUCAUACAAUGCGCUUUCAGAGUUCGUCUCAAGAAACAAGGUUUCCAGCCAUUGGAACUUCAGUUUCGUGAUGCUUAAUGAUGGUCAAACUUGGGCUUAGAGCUAUUGCCUAUUAGGGUAUCAUUUGAACGCCAGAAUGAAGAAAAGCUAUGGCCGGGUUCUGGUUGCGUCCUUGUUUACAUUGCUGUUGAUGAUUUAUGUUAUCACGAGAAGUUCGUCUCGGGAAAAUUAUUAUGCAAACCCCUUGUACAAUUCUAUUGAUCCUCUUCAGUGGCUCAAUCCUGCAGUUCCACCUGCAGUUCAAAAUCCUGAAAUUGCAUACCAAGUGAUUUCUGCCGACUCUAUAGUAUCCAGUCUCUUCACUCAGGGGAAUUUUACUGACGGAGAGAAUCAAUCUCUGCAGACUUGGAACCAUUUAAGAAGCAUAAUUAAUUGUACCCGAGGUUUGCCUAAUGCAGUUGAGGCCAUUAAGGAAGCUGGAGGCGUAUGGGAUUUUCUAAAAACUUCGAUUGAAAAGGAAAGGCUUGGUUAUACGAAUGAAAGUGCACGUGCGAAAGAGAAGCAAUGCCCCCAUUUUCUGACCAAAAUGAAUGCAACAAAGGUUGACAGCAAUGGUCAUAAGCUAAGAAUGCCUUGUGGCCUUACUCAGGGUUCUUCCAUCACAGUCAUUGGCAUUCCAGAUGGUCUUCUUGGUAACUUUCGAAUUGACUUGACUGGGGAACCACUGCCUGGGGAGCCUGAGCCACCCAUCAUUUUGCAUUAUAAUGUUAGGCUUUUGGGGGAUAAAUUAACUGAGGAUCCUGUAAUUGUCCAGAACACCUGGACAGUAUCUCGUGAUUGGGGAGAAGAGGAUCGAUGCCCGCCCCCUGGUUCUGACGAGAAUGGAAAAGUGGAUGAAUUGGAAAAAUGCAACAAGAUUGUGGGCAAUGUCGAAAAUCGACUUCCUGAGUUGAACAAGAAUUUCAACAAAUCAAAAUCUGUGGUGCAAGGAGCUAAAACAAUAAAGUACUUCCCUUUCAAACUCGGUCAUCCAUUUGCUGCUACACUUAGAGUGGGAGUGGAUGGAAUCCAGAUGACAGUUGAUGGAAAGCACGUUACUUCUUUUGCUUACCGUGAAACUUUGGAGCCAUGGCUGGUCAGUGAAGUAAAGAUUUCUGGAGACUUGAAAUUAAUUUCUGUCCUGGCAAGUGGUUUGCCCACAUCUGAGGAUUCAGAUCAUAUAGUUAAUAUAGAAGCAUUAAAAUCAACUCCCCUCUCUACAGAAAAACAAUUAGAUCUGUUCAUCGGUGUUUUCUCAACGGCAAACAAUUUUAAAUAUCGAAUGGCUGUUCGAAGAACGUGGAUGCAGUAUCUUGCAGUACAGUCGGGAUCUGUUGCAGUUCGCUUUUUUGUUGGGUUGCAUAAGAACCAAAUAGUCAAUGAGGAACUGUGGGAUGAAGCCCGAACAUAUGGUGACAUACAGAUGAUGCCUUUUGUUGACUACUACAGCCUUAUAACCUGGAAAACGUUGGGUAUCUGUAUCUUUGGGGCAGAGAUAGCUUCAGCAAAGUACAUCAUGAAGACCGAUGAUGACGCCUUUGUUCGAGUGGAUGAAGUUUUAGCUUCUUUAAAAAGGAUCAAUGCACAAAGUGGAUUGCUUUAUGGACUCAUCAACUCAGAUUCUCAACCUCACAGAAACCCUGAGAGCAAGUGGUAUAUUAGUAUGGAGGAAUGGCCUGAAGAGAAUUAUCCAACAUGGGCACAUGGUCCUGGUUAUGUGGUGUCUAGUGACAUAGCAAAGACGAUCUCCAAGAAAUAUAAAGAGGGCCGCUUAAAGAUGUUCAAAUUAGAAGAUGUAGCCAUGGGAAUCUGGAUUGAAAAUAUGAAGAGGGAGGGCCUUCAGAUUCGGUACGAGAAGGACGAUAGGAUCCAUAUUGAAGGUUGUAAGGAUGAUUAUGUGGUUGCUCACUACCAGGAACCUCGAGAGAUGCUCUGUUUGUGGCAGAAACUUCAGGAAGGAAAUGGUAUUAGAUGCUGUGGUUCUGAUAACUAAGAGGAGUUAUGUUCUAAGCAGCCUGGAAAUGGAGUAACUAUUCUGACACCAUCGAAGUAGAGUUAGAUGAAAGAUCACACCAGGGUUGAUACCCCUGAAACAGAAGAGGUAACAUGAGAAUUUUUAAACCCUCUUAACGACUGCUGUAUAAUUAGGUGUUACUGUAGAGAAGUAUAUGGAUUUUCAAGAGUUGCUUGAAAUUUUGUAUAUUUCAAGUGACCGAGAGAGACAUGAUAGAAAGAGAGCUGUAGCCUGUAAAGUGGUAUAUAGAAUGGUGAAUCAAUUGAAUUUUAUCAAA